This is a messenger RNA of Dalotia coriaria, 589 nucleotides long. RefSeq names its product transient receptor potential-gamma protein-like. The record is from RefSeq and is a predicted model, not a curated record. The annotation marks the transcript as partial. The transcript has 5 exons. Gene Ontology annotation, molecular function: store-operated calcium channel activity; inositol 1,4,5 trisphosphate binding. Gene Ontology annotation, cellular component: cation channel complex; plasma membrane. Gene Ontology annotation, biological process: calcium ion transmembrane transport; regulation of cytosolic calcium ion concentration. Lineage: Eukaryota; Metazoa; Arthropoda; Insecta; Coleoptera; Staphylinidae.
AUCUGGAGCGAGAUAAAGCAAUUAUGGGACGUCGGUCUGGAGGAGUACGUGCGCGAUAUGUGGAACGUCAUUGAUUUCAUCACGAAUUCGCUCUACGUCGCAACCGUCGCGCUGCGUAUCGUCUCGUACUAUCAAGUGCACUACGAGAACGCCGAGGUGCAAGUACAUAUACUGCUUGAGCCUGGCAAUGAAGAACGUAAAGAUUGGGAUGCGUGGGACCCAAUGUUGAUAUCAGAAGGCUUAUUUUCAGCAGCAAACAUAUUUAGCUCGUUGAAAUUAGUGUAUAUCUUCUCUGUGAACCCUCAUCUAGGCCCUCUGCAAGUAUCACUAUCACGAAUGGUGAUGGAUAUCAUGAAAUUCUUCUUUUUAUAUGUUUUAGUAUUAUUUGCGUUUUCCUGUGGUUUAAAUCAAUUGUUAUGGUACUACGCCGAAGCAGAAAGAUAUAAAUGUCCCACAGAACAUCCGUAUGCAAAUGAAACUCUUGCUGGGUCUGAUCACAAUGCGUGUAUAAUAUGGCGACGCUUCGCAAACUUGUUUGAAACAUCGCAGACACUCUUCUGGGCCGUGUUCGGUCUCAUCGAUUUGGAGA